Molecule: messenger RNA, 1833 nt
Organism: Didymodactylos carnosus
Lineage: Eukaryota; Metazoa; Rotifera; Eurotatoria; Philodinida; Philodinidae
Source: the annotation of a GenBank genome assembly
AUGAUUGACGAUAAAUUAGUAUCUACAAAUGCGAAUACAAUCGUUCGUCCUAUCCUACUGCCAAAUCCUUAUCAUAAUUCAAAUACAUCAGCUCAAAUAAUGAAAUCGUCGGCAGUCACACAAGCUGAUAUCACAAAUUUUUUGCGUAAAUAUGAUCCGGACGUCUUACGUGCAAUUGAUUUCAUAACUCAUGUGAAAUUAUUUACAUUUAACUCUGUUGAUUUACGGUGGGAAAACACAGCACAAAUAGAAGGCACAUUUUUUAUCUAUGAACGUCAUCAACGUGAGCUAUCCUCUUCAACAACCAUCACAGCAUCACCACGAACUGUUUUUGUAUUUGCUAUUAUUAAUAAUGAUAAUAGUUUUAUUCAAAUUGUUACACUAGAUUUGACACAUCAUGUUAAUAAAACAUUUUUAUUCUACGAAGUAGCACGAAAUGAUAAGCGUGAAGUUUAUUGUUUACAUUUUCUUAAUGAAAAUGAUUGUCAACGAGCACAUACGGUUUUAGUCCGUUGUAAUCAAAUGAUACGUCAUCAUCAAAAUCCCCAACAAACUCACCCACAACAGGAAAAACAACAUCCAAUUCCUCCUCAACCGCUCGCACAUCAAUUUCCUGUACCCCCGCAACAACGUCCACCGUUUUACGCUAUGGUUGGCAAUCAUAAUUUUCCUUCUCCUUAUCCACUGAUGCCCCGCUGGCAACCACAACCACAAUUUAAUGGUCAUAUUUUACCACAUUCUAUGCUUCAAAGUACGGGAUCAGUACAAUCACCUGCACGUAAUUUAUAUGAUGGUGCUAAUUGGCCAAUACCACCACCUUCGUCACUUGCUGUUCAACCAAAACCAGAGCAGCAUCAAUAUCAUAUUAACAAUUCUGCUUUGACUGCAUCUACUCCAUUUCCUUACCCUCUAGCUAAUCGAGCAUAUCCUAUUGGUAAUCCUCAUUAUAACCAACAACAUCUUCAACAAUCAUCACCCACAUCAACACUUCUAUCAAAUCAUAAACAACAUAUCGUGGAACAGGAGAAAAAUGCGAGACACCCGUCGACGUCAUUAACGAAACCUCUCACGGCAGCAGAUAGUGUACAAACUAUAAACGUUCGUUCAUCGCCUACUUCAUUACCUUCGUCACCACUAUCAAAUGGUAUACACCAUUCGAAUGGAAAUAGCGAUUCUGUUGAAGAUGCUUCGUUACAAUUGAAACGUUUAUUAAAUAUACGUGGUCAAGUUGGUUUCAAUGAAAAUAACCCGAUUAAUGAAACAGAAAUCACUGUAGCUCCAUCAUCAACAAUGAAAGCAAUAGAUCAUAAUUUUUUAACUGUAUCAACACAAAAUCGUAUUGAUCUUUUAUCGAAAACUGAUUAUUUUCCUGAUGAAAAGGAACAAAAACAACAACAAAAGCAAUUAUCAACUGUUUCGUUAUUACCACCUUCUGCAUUUGAAUCAACGCCGACUACAUUAUCAAUUCCUCCACCUGUAACGUCAGCAGGACCCGGUACCAUUGGUGCUGAACGUUCGGUAAGAAGUGGUAACCUUGUACCGUUUUCAGACCAGCAGCAGUAUCGUGCACAGUCUGUUAUACCGCAUUCCUCAACAACGUCAACAAAUGAAUCCGUAUUUUUUCAACGACAACGUCCAAUUGCUCAUACAGUAAAAUGUUCGCAGUGCGGUAAUCAUUCAUUAUCAUAUUCUGAAUCGUCAACUCAAUCUUCUGCAUUAAAAAAAGAAGAUUUUCGUCAUAUAUUCAUUAAUCUAAUACAAAAUGAUGAACAUUUUUUAAAUAUUAUUUAUCAGGCAUGUCAAGCUUAUUCUUUAGCAUCGACAUCAUCAUAG